AUGGUUUAUCCAAACAGUGCACAUGGCCAUAAUUUAUCCCUCUACAAAGUAGAGGAAGAAGAAAACAAAAGCGUUUCCGAGUCUACAAAAUGGAUGUCUUCAAAGAUAAGGUUGACGAGAAAAAUGAUUACCCCGACUAACAGUACUGUAGCCACUAAUAACAUAGCAUUCAAUACUACUACUACUACUCCAACAUUCCAAAAUCAUCAAGGGCACGGAAACACCCAAACAAAUGCUUCUACUCACAACGGUAACAGCAUCAUUAGGGUUUGUUCGGAUUGUAACACAAGCAGUACCCCACUAUGGAGGAGUGGUCCUAAGGGUCCCAAGUCGCUUUGCAAUGCCUGUGGCAUUAGACAGAGAAAGGCAAGAAGGGCAAUGGCAGAAGCUGCAAACGGUUUUGCCACUAAUUCCAUGGUUGCAUCAUCUACAAAAACCAGAGUAGUGCAUCACAAGGAAAAGAAAUCUCGUACGAAACAUUUUGCACAGUACAAGAGUAAGAGCAAGGCAACUUCAACUACUAUAGCAGGAACAUCUGAGGGAGAAAAGAAGCUUGAUUUCAAAGAUUUUGCUGUAAGUUUGAGGAAUAACUCGGCUUUUCAGCAAGUGUUUCCAAGGGAUGAAGUAGCUGAGGCGGCCCUGCUUUUAAUGGAAUUAUCUUGUGGCUUUGUUUAUUUUUAAUUAGGAUACUUCUGCCAUAGGAAUUCCCCUUUCUUUAAU
Molecule: messenger RNA, 720 nt
Organism: Gastrolobium bilobum
Lineage: Eukaryota; Viridiplantae; Streptophyta; Magnoliopsida; Fabales; Fabaceae
Product: GATA transcription factor 21-like
Exons: 2
Coding region: 1-681 (226 amino acids)
Biological process (GO): regulation of DNA-templated transcription
Molecular function (GO): zinc ion binding; sequence-specific DNA binding
Source: RefSeq, a predicted model, not a curated record